This is a messenger RNA of Candidula unifasciata, 359 nucleotides long. NCBI's taxonomy places the organism in Eukaryota, Metazoa, Mollusca, Gastropoda, Stylommatophora, Geomitridae. The record is from the annotation of a GenBank genome assembly.
GCUUUGAUUGUGACAUUGACAUUUUCAAGACGAUCCUGAUGGUGCGAGGGCAAAGGUCAGGGCUGGUUCAGACCCAAAGCCAGUACCAGUUUGUCUACCUGGCCGUCCAAAGAUACAUGGAGAUAGAGAGGCAGAGACAGCUCGCCGGACAGAGUGUCGCUGGCAGAGAGUACACCAACAUUAAGUAUGCCACGGGAGCAGUAGAAGCUGCAAAGAGAGCCCAAGCAGCUGGAAAUGUGCCCCCUCCAGUACCUCCUUUACCACAUCCAGGCGCCCGGAGGAGAUUAGUGAAACUGCCACCAGACGAUUCAGCCAUGCAAUACCAGAACAUCCACUCCCUUGAUGUAUCCUUUGCUUGA